UCUCUCUCUCUCAUCUUCUCAAUUAGUAAAUCAAGAAAAAUUAGGUUUUUCUUCCCGCCGAACACUCACCGGAAAUUGUAUCCGCCGUCUCUCAUUUCGUCUUCCGGGUACUGUCAAAUCACAAGUCCUUAAGAAAAAUGGAUACAACAAGUCCUGCUGUAUUUGUGAAUGGAGCGUUGUUGAGAAGGUACAUUGGUCAGAAAGUGAGAGCAGUGAUUCAAGUGAUCAGGUCAGAAAUUGGAUCCGUGGUUGGUAAAUCGACUGAUGAUCAACAGAUUGUUGUCAAGGGAUCGCCUCAACCGCCUUUAACUAGUUACCUUGAGGUGAUUGGGAUUGCUGAGAGUGACAACACCAUUCGUGCUGAAGUUUGGACCAACUUUGGUGAUAGUUUCGAUGCACAGAACUACAAUGAACUAUGUAAGCUUGCAAAUGGUGAGUUUAGGCACUUGUUCAUCUAAAAUCACAGGGCACACGGCCUCAGGGAUAAUAAAAAAGUAGAAGUUGUUUCCUAGCAUUUCAUAUUCCCUUGUAGAUUCUUGAGGUUGGAGCUAUUGAGAUAUCUCUCAGCAUUUGAUCUUUGGUUGUUGAAAUAUUGCUCUUUGAAUCAUAUGUUUCUGGUUUCAGUGUUUUGGUUC
This is a messenger RNA of Camelina sativa (false flax), 635 nucleotides long. The record is from RefSeq and is a predicted model, not a curated record. Lineage: Eukaryota; Viridiplantae; Streptophyta; Magnoliopsida; Brassicales; Brassicaceae.